Lolium rigidum is the source of this 669-nucleotide messenger RNA. RefSeq names its product probable glutathione S-transferase GSTU1. The transcript has a single exon. Bases 1 to 669 code for a protein of 222 amino acids. Lineage: Eukaryota; Viridiplantae; Streptophyta; Magnoliopsida; Poales; Poaceae. The record is from RefSeq and is a predicted model, not a curated record. Gene Ontology annotation, cellular component: cytoplasm. Gene Ontology annotation, biological process: glutathione metabolic process. Gene Ontology annotation, molecular function: glutathione transferase activity.
AUGGCAGGUGAGAAGAAUGUUGGCCUGGUGUUGCUCGACUUCUGGGUGAGCCCGUUCGGGCAGCGUUGCCGCAUCGCCCUUGCGGAGAAAGGCCUACCCUACGAGUAUGUUGAAGAGAACAUCAUGGCCGUCAAGAGCGACCGCCUCCUCCGCUCCAACCCGGUCUAUAAGCAGAUCCCCGUCCUCCUCCAUGAUGGUCGCACCAUCAUUGAGUCUCUCAUCAUCCUCCAGUACCUCGACGAGGUUUUUCCUCACACCCACCCCCUCCUUCCCACCGACCCUUACGAGCGCGCACAUGCCUGCUUCUGGGCCGACUACGUUGAUAAGAAGGUAUACAGAUCUGGCUCGAAGAUGUAUACGGAGCCACAGAUGCAGACGAACAUAGAGAUGGCUGACAUUUUGAAGACACUAGAAGGGGAGCUUGGCGAGAAGGAAUUCUUUGGAGGGGAGCAUGGCUUCGGGUUCGUGGAUGUCGCGCUCAUACCGUUCACCGCUUGGUUCGAGAGCUUUGAUAAGUACUGGGGAGUCAAUGUAGCAGAAGUGGCACCCAAGCUUGUAGCGUGGGCAGCACGAUGCCUAGAGAGGGAGAGUGUCUCCAAUAGUCUCUACUCACCACAGAAGGUGUACGAGUUUGCUGGCAUGAUGAGGAAGGACUUCGGCAUCGAGUGA